Molecule: messenger RNA, 5020 nt
Organism: Rhododendron vialii
Lineage: Eukaryota; Viridiplantae; Streptophyta; Magnoliopsida; Ericales; Ericaceae
Product: ENHANCER OF AG-4 protein 2
Exons: 12
Coding region: 296-4708 (1470 amino acids)
Biological process (GO): regulation of transcription by RNA polymerase II
Cellular component (GO): nucleus
Molecular function (GO): double-stranded DNA binding; transcription coregulator activity
Source: RefSeq, a predicted model, not a curated record
UUUUCCCCACAAUUCAUAAUUCCCCUUCUGCUCUAUCUCCUCUCUCUCACCAACCGCCUCAAUCCCUUCUCUCUCCGCAACUGCAACCUCUCUCCACAAUCCGAAUGCGGUAAAACACAUCGGCCCUCACUCUCUCCCCACACUUUCUCCGAUUCCGUGGUCGGAACAACCGCGUCCGUUCGCCGCUGCCGUCGUGCGUUGCGCGUUUUCUCUAGGGCUUUUUUGGUCAGUGCGAUUAGUAGGUUUUUAUCGGGCAUCAGAAUCCGACGCCGUUGGCCGGGUUUCUAGCGGCGCCAUGGCUCCAGGGCGCAGACGAGGAGCGAAAGGAGGGAAGACGAAGAGCGCGUUGAGCCUGGGCGAUCUGGUCCUCGCCAAGGUCAAGGGCUUCCCCGCGUGGCCUGCCAAGAUUAGCAGACCGGAAGAUUGGCAGCGAGCUCCUGACCCCAAGAAAUAUUUUGUUCAAUUUUUUGGAACAGAAGAAAUAGCUUUUGUUGCGCCUGCGGAUAUUCAAGCAUUUACAAGUGAGACGAAGACUAAAUUGUUAGUUCGAUGCCAAGGGAAAACAGUCAAGUACUUUGCUGAAGCUGUGAAGGAAAUAUGUGGAGCAUUUGAAGUGUUGGAGCAGAAAGAUUCUAGCGGUUUAGGAGAUGAUACUGACAGAUCAGCCCGUGGGUCUGAGGUUCCAUCUGUUGAUGGGGUAGAAGGUGGUGCAGUAGAGGUUUACUUAAAAGAUGGUAUUCAGAAAGAUGGAACAAAUGGAGAAACAGAGAUUAGGGGUGGUCGCGGUUCUGGGUUGGAGCGUUGCUCAUGGAAAAAGCAUAAAACGUCAAGUGAGAGUGCUCGCACAUCUAAAGGGUUAGUGUUAGCAUCCAGUCCACCUAAUGGAUCUGUCCCCAAGGAAGAAAUCUGCAAUGUCAAACAAGAAGAUAGUGUUAUUUGCCCCGAAGAUUCUAAAGGAGGGACACCUGCUGUAGGCUUGGAAACUAAUCAUAAUGAUGGUGUAUGCGAUGCAAAAGGAGAUGGCCAAAAGAAUAAAUCUUCACCAUUGGUUGGAUCAGUUCGUGCUAAGCACUCUGUUGGUGGCAAUAACUUGCUGACAAAUGGUCACCAGUUGGAGAAAAUGAUGAGCGGUUUGAAGAGGAAUCCCAAAGAUGAGCAUGCCAAAAACAUAAUUCAAAGAAAAAGUGCUUUGGGUAGCAGCGCAAAGGAAUCAUCCCCAGAUCUUAAAUCAGAUGGAAAUGCUGUUAGUCGAAAUAAAACAAAAAAGAUGGCGAAAGAUGGGAAAGAUUUUGGGUUAGCAAAUGAUGGGAAGAAGGAUGCUGAAGGCAGUCUUGAGGAGCAGGCCAAGGACAAACUUUCUGGAUUUAAAAAGGGGGAUCACAUUGGACCUGCAAAGCGUGAUUCAGUAAUUAAUGAAGUUUCACAUCCUGCCAAAAGGUCUAAACAUGCAGAUAUGAAUAAUGGCUCCAAGGGAUCAUUUCAUACUACCAGAAAAAUUGAUUCUCGGAGUCCUAAUGUUCCCGUGAGAAAAACAGAGAAUAUGGAGCUUAAACCGUCUACAUCCCAUUUGAAAACUGAAAAUCGUACAUCAUCACUAGUGCACACAGGUAGUGUGCCUUCCAACAUUCCUUCUGAUGAAGAAGGUCUGCCACCGACGAAGCGCCGAUGCAGGGCAUUUGAGGCAACGUCUGAUUCUGCUAUUAUAACUUCUGACGAUAGAACAGAGAAAUUUUCUGGUGCCAUGAAAGAUGAUCUGUUGUAUUCUGAUAAAAUUAAAUCUCCAGUUACUCAGUUGCACGCUAAGCGGAGAGCUGUUCGCCUAGUUGAUGAAGAUAAUGAAGAGGAGGCCAGAACUCCAAUUCAUGGGGGAUCUUUAAGCAAGAUUCAUGCUUCUUCAGGUGUUUCUGAUUGUGUGACGAAUGCUGAUGUAAAAAAUGAAGUUUCUGCUCUUGGUCGACCUAGCGGAAGGGAUUCUAGUGAAGUUGAAGUUGGCCAUUCGAAGGAAUGCUUCCCUUCUUCGAAGCUGCUAAAUGAAUCUUCGUCACCCCAUGCUGAGCAACAUGGAGAGAAAAGGCCAAAAAAGGCACUUGCUGCUAAUAUCUCCCAUUGUCCUGGGAAACCUGAAUUGGAGAGAGCAUCUUCCAAGGAGUCCAAAAAACCUUUGACUUCGCCGAAAAAGUCUCCUUGGUCUGGUGCUACUAUCAAAACAUUGUCAGAAACACCAAACAUCAGUAGACAAUCAAAAGUAUCUGGUGCUGGUACUCAGAAGAAAAUUCAAUCAGGUUCUGGUAAAGCCCCUAGUAUUGUUUCUGAUAGCUUGAUUCAUUAUCAUAAUCAAGGGACAACUCAAAGAAGUAUGUCAUUAUCUUCUGGAGAAAGAUCAAAAAGUACAAUGGAGAAUAGUUACUUUCUUGGUGAAAGAAUGGAAGCUGUUGGAGACGAUAAAACGAGUUCAUUGAUUGAUUUGAAGACCUCAGAUUCUGCAACGUCUAUUAAGCAUUUAAUUGCUGCAGCUCAGGCAAAAAGGAGACAAGCUCAUUCACAAAAUAUUUCGCAUGGCAAUGCCGGUUCUCUUUCGGCACCCUCUACUGAGAUGUCCGGGAGGAGCCCCAGUCCUGUAGCUUCUUUCCAGCCCUUCAUAUCAGGCUCCAGUAACCAUUUGCAGCCAGAUGUACAGGGAUAUUAUCCUCGCACAUCUAUGGCUUCUCCCCAUGGUCACCUGGUUUCGUCAAAUAAUCAACCUGAUGAUGAAGAAUUUGAGGAGGGAAGAGUGAGUUCUGGACACCGGCCUGCGGGGGGUUCUCUCAGUGGUGGUACCGAGGCAGCUGUUGCUCGUGAUGCUUUUGAAGGGAUGAUUGAGACACUAUCAAGGACGAAAGAAAGCAUUGGACGUGCAACUCGUCUGGCUAUUGAUUGUGCAAAGUAUGGCAUUGCCAACGAGGUUGUAGAACUUCUCAUUCGAAAGUUGGAAAGUGAGGCUAGCUUUCAUCGCAAAGUGGACCUGUUUUUCCUGGUGGACUCUAUUACCCAGUGCUCACACAGUCAUAAAGGCAUAGCAGGAGCAUCAUACAUUCCCAUAGUUCAAGCAGCAUUGCCUCGCCUUUUAGGAGCUGCUGCUCCUCCUGGUGCUGCUGCUUCUGAAAAUCGCCGUCAAUGCAUCAAGGUUCUACGAUUAUGGCUUGAGAGGAAAAUCUUACCCGAGUCUCUUCUUCGCCGUUAUAUGGAUGACAUUGGAGUUCCAAAUGACGAUGCAUCUGCCGGUUUUUUCCUUAGGCGCCCAUCUCGAGCGGAACGUGCUGUAGAUGAUCCAAUUAGAGAAAUGGAAGGCAUGCUUGUUGACGAGUAUGGGAGCAAUGCUACAUUUCAGUUGCCUGGCUUCUUAUCUUCUCAUGCGUUUGAAGAAGAUGACGAAGAUGAUCUUCCAAGUUGUUCGUAUAAGGAAGCUGCUGGUGGAUCACCAGUGGAAUCAGUACCAGCUACAGGAGAGGGUGAAGCAUGUGCAGUCACUCCAAAUGACAGACGGCAUUUUGUGUUAGAGGAUGUGGAUGGUGAACUCGAAAUGGAAGAUGUAUCUGGGCACCCCAAGGAUGAAAGACCCUCGUUUGUGAAUGGUUCAUUUGAGUGUGCCUCGGAAUGGCAAGGUUCAGAUGAGAUUUUGGAAACAGAUUUGAACUAUUCUAAUGAGUUGGACCCUGUUCACGAGGGUUCUCCGCCAUUACCUUUCGAUUCCCCUCCUCCAACACCACCUCUGCCUCCUUCACCACCACCUCCACCAUCCCCAGCCCCCCCUCCGCCUCCAUCAUCAUCACCACCACCACCACCGCCACCUCCUCUUCCUUCGUUGUUAAAUGACUCAAAUCCAGUUCCUCUGCCAUCGUCCGUUCCUCACCCAUCAUUGCUUCCUCAACCAUCAUUAUCACCUCAACCUUUAGUCAUUUCGCAGCACAUUCAUGUGUCUCAGUCAUCAACACCAUCUUCACCGAAAUUGACUUACCAACCACCUCUACCGCAUGAAUACAGCAGCACACCAAGUGGGAACAAGCUUGUCCAAAUGACAGUGAAUACUCCUCACGGGCUUCAUAUUGAUGCCACUAUCAGAAAUGAAAUGUAUGCCCAUCAAUCAUCUUGCUUUGUGGCAGCAGGAGUGGGCAACAACCCACAUGAACCUUCCGGAUUUACUUCCUCAAGGCCAUUAGAUUAUGGACAUCAUGACUCAUAUCUUAAUUCCCAACCUUCUCAACCCAUUCAACCAUUUCAAACAGGUAAUGCUCCUCUUGGACAAAGACCUUUCCAUCAUGCGCCACCUCCUCGAACCCCAUCCAGUCAUUAUUUGUAUCCAGCUUCAACAGUCCAGCAAAAUCCUUAUCCCCGGCCAUACUCAUUGCUGAACCUUCCUGAUGGUCCAAGGCGAUAUGUGGCUGAUGAACACUGGAGGAUUUCCACAGGUGAGUUCAACACAGAUAAACAGCGAGGUGUGUGGAUGAGUGGAGGCAGAGCAUCAAGUUCAGGGCUGGGGCUACCGUUUGCCCAUGAAGGUUAUUUUCGGCCUCCUCUUGAAAGGCUACCUGUGAAGAAUGUUGGUUUUCAGCCAGCUGCCCCAAGUUCACUGCCAGCUGGAGUUUCAGUUCCAGUUCCAGGUCACACUGUCUCUCAAUUGUUGCCUAGUAGACCAGAUAUGACAGCUCUUAAUGGUUGGAGGCCUUCUUAAGAAAGCCUGCAACUCCAUUAUAGAUCUUUGGGGGCUGUGGCGUAAGUAGGAAGUAUGCAUUCAUAAAUUUCCAUAAGAUGGUUCAGCUUUUGGGUGAAAUUUGACCAACACUUAAUGAAGGUGUUGAGAACCUGUGGUGGAUCUUGACUGGGUUGUACAUAUAAUUUUCCCUGCCAAAUGCCAUCCCUCAAACAUUCGCUUCCAAAGUGUAAGCCCUUUACUGAUUUAGUACAUUGUUAGCACUUGUAAUUAUACCUGACAUACUAUACAAUAGAUUUUUUCUUUAUCCACCAAAUUUUAGUUUUUAUGUGA